Molecule: messenger RNA, 2113 nt
Organism: Pseudocercospora fijiensis CIRAD86
Lineage: Eukaryota; Fungi; Ascomycota; Dothideomycetes; Mycosphaerellales; Mycosphaerellaceae
Exons: 2
Coding region: 303-1337 (344 amino acids)
Source: RefSeq, a predicted model, not a curated record
GUGAGAAAGCAAGCAGGUGUUCAGAUCCCAGAAUGCGGUUUGUGCUUGGGGGGAUACCUGCAUACAUCAAACUCAUACCACCCGUCCUGACGCAGAUCACUGACUCGGACUACAUUUAUUCGGUCAUUUCGAACUCUCGACCCGUGAGGCUCGAACACUUGCAUACAACAACCACAUUAGCUGUCUUCUCUCCCUCUCCGGUCUUGUAGUUCCAAAACAACCACAUCCAGGAGUACACACCGCAGAUGCAGGCAGCUGACAGUGAAAUCACCACCAACAAUCAUACACACUGAACCACCACAAUGGAGCAAAUAGUCACAUUAAAAGACUAUGCUACCACACCGACAGCCAUGGAGGACGUUAGACGAACCACAAAACCAGCUAUGAUCGAUCUACAAGACGCUAUCCUUCCACACGACGACCUUCUCAACCCAGAUAGCCCAACAACACUCGACAUCACAGCCGCUCCACACGACGAACUUCUCAUGGAAUUUUCCUCGGCAGCAUCAGCAUCAAACACCUCCUCAAACUUCAUCGGCCUAACCAAAGGACCCGACCUCUUCGCCCUUCCCCUCUCAGUCGGAAUCGCCGUCUCAGGAAUCCUCGUCAACGACGCCACCACCCUAACCGAACCCUUCCUCCCAGGCGACCACGUAAUGGCCUGUAUCCUCCCCCCAAAACCCGUCCUCCUCUCCGCCCACAACUACAACCUCCGCCUCCGCAUCCAAACCAACGCCGCCCUCGAAGUCCCCGACACAAUGGCCCCCGAACAAGCAACUUCCUACAUGACCUCCCUCCUCAUCGCCGCCAGCAUCCUAAAAGAACAACUCCACAUCCCCCUCGUUCGCACCCCCUCCGCUUCCCCAGACCCCGCUGCUGAUUCCGGAAUCGCUUCGUAUAACAAUAAACGCAUCCUCAUCGUCGGAGGCCAAACCCCCCUCGCCGCGGCCAUGACCCAACUCCUCCGCCGCGCCCUCCCCGAAACAAAAAUUUUGCUGACAUCCUCCAUCCCUUGCCCAUCCACCCUCCGCCACCGCACCGACCAACUCAUCCAUUUAGGCGCCAGCUACGCCGUUGACGGGGAGAUUUCGAAUCUUUCCGACGUUUUGCCCCCGAGUGUGGAUAUUCUAAUCAAUUGUGUGGCGGGGAUGGAAGUGAGGAAGGAGGUUUUGGGACUGUUGGAUGGUUUGCAGAAAUUUGUCGAUGUUACGGGGAUGGAUGUUGAGGGUGCGGUGGCGGCUUUUGUGGAGUUGGAGCCGGAUUGUGUUACGAGUUUGCAUGGGGAACUUUUGAGGGCGGGGGAGGUUUUUGGCGGGGUUGAGGAGGAGGGGUUUUGAGGUUGGGAAGGAAGGAGGAUGGAAGGGAGGGUGGAGGGUUUGGUUGGGUUGGUUAUGGUUGUAUGAUGAGACGGAUGGAUGGAUCAUGGUCGUGUAUAGUACGUCCUCUCUCUUGUGUUUUGUUUUUGUUAUUGUUGUUGUUUGAGCGAGAUACCCAUGAAUAAUGAAUAUGCAAACUCCAAAAAAACUUAUACAUUCUACCAGGUACAGUCGGACUUCCAAGAUCUCGUGAUUUUUCCCCAAAUUUCCAAACGCCUUCCAUUCACCCAACUCCAACCCCCCCCUUUUUUUCAAAAUCAAAUCUCCCCCACCUUCCCCCCCGUAUCAAACGUCCCCUCAACAACAUGUGCAUACUGAUCCUCCAUGGCGGCCAAUAUCGCCCUAUCCUUCUCUAAUACCGCUUCCUGCGCCGCGAUUUUCUCUUUUAACAACAUUAUAAGGUUGUUCUCUCGCCCUUUGAUAUACAUGUCCUCCGCGGCUUUUUCGCGUUUCGUCCAGCUGUCGCCGUGUAAGCGGGGAGCUCCCGUGUCGCCUUCUGCGUAGGAUUUUGUAAGGGUGAGGGUGAAGGGGCGUUUGUAGAUGGUUGGGGAGGGAGGGUGGAUAUGGAGGGGUUUGUGUGGGAGGAGGCGGCGGAGAGGGAGGGACAUGGUUUUGAGGGGAUGUGGGUUUUUAUAUGUGUGAUUUGUUGUGGGUGGUCUUAGGAUGAUGGCUGAUGAGUUGGCUUCUUUUGUUGAUAGAGACUUGGGAUUCUUCUGUGCUCGUAUGCUCGAAAGUGA